Chionomys nivalis (European snow vole) is the source of this 1377-nucleotide messenger RNA. RefSeq names its product mitochondrial ribosomal protein L46 (gene Mrpl46). The record is from RefSeq and is a predicted model, not a curated record. The coding region runs from base 29 to 871 and encodes 280 amino acids. The transcript has 4 exons. Gene Ontology annotation, molecular function: structural constituent of ribosome. Gene Ontology annotation, cellular component: mitochondrial large ribosomal subunit. Lineage: Eukaryota; Metazoa; Chordata; Mammalia; Rodentia; Cricetidae.
CCGCGGUGCCUUGUGGGAAGGCGGAAAGAUGGCGGCGCCCAUGGGGCGUACUCUGCUAGGGGUGGCUAGAGGCUGGCGACGUCUCGACAGUCUCUGGGCUGGUAGCCCGCGUUCUCGCUGCCUGUCCCUUGAGGCUGCGCCCUCAGGCAGCCGGUCUCCAUGGCGCCUGUUGGGUGCCUUGUGUCUGCAGCGGCCACCGCUGAUCACCAAGCCGCUCACCCCAUUGCAGCAAGAGAUGGCGGAUCUACUACAGAAGGUGGAGACAGAGAGAAGCCUGUAUUCAGACCACGAGCUUCGUGCUCUGGAUGAAGCUAAGCGACUGGCAAAGAAGAAAGCUGACCUUUAUGACGAUGAACAAGACGAGCAGGGCGUUACACUUGCACAAGACUUAGAAGAUGCGUGGGAGCAGGCAUUCCUACAGUUCAAACCUGGAGCUCGAGUGACAGAAGCUGAUAAAAAAAAUGACCGAACCUCGUUGCAUCGGAAGCUUGACAGGAACCUUGUCCUCUUAGUCAGAGAGAAGCUUGGGGAUCAGGAUUUUUGGAUGCUCCCUCAAGUAGAGUGGCAACUUGGGGAGACCCUUCGAGGGACAGCUGAACGAAUCCUGGACAAACUAUCAGAAAACAACAUGGAAGCCAAGUUCCUAGGAAAUGCACCUUGUGGCCACUACAAGUUCAAACUCCCCAAGGCAAUGCGGACAGAGAGUGACAUUGGGGUCAAAGUCUUCUUCUUCAAAGCUCUUCUGCUCACAGGAGACUUCUCACAGACUGGGAAGAAGGCCCGUCAUGUGUGGGUCAGUAAGGAAGAGCUGGCCGACUAUCUGCAGCCCAAGUACCUGGCUCAGGUCAGAAGAUUCCUUCUGGACGUUUGAUGGACACAGCUUCCUGUUGAUCUGCACAUAAGUCAAGUGCUGGGACAUUGGGAACAAUGCUCAAGCCCAUUGAUGGGGACUGUCAAGCGCCAAACUAAGUUCUGAGAAUUAAAUGUGUUUGUCAUUGUAUUGGAUUUUGAUUUGUCCCUGGGAGACAAUUGGCUUCGCUAUAUAUCAAGUAAAAGCAUUAUGUUACAGUGACUUAACAGGCCGAGUGGGCCGGGAAGAAAGAACACAGGAAAUGAAUUGGUCUAAAUUCCCGAGUUCUGAGAACGUUUCUGGGCUCUUGAAAAGCCUAGUUCUAUAGCUUCUCGGCUGUUUUCACUUCCCUUUUCCCAUUCCACUUGAUAGGAAGGACACACCUUCUUUCUCUCCCUCCGUUUUGGAGGUUUCAUAUUUAGACAGAGAUUAAUCACUUCUUAACCAUUUAGUCAUUUGAAAGAAAGUCCCCUUCUCUCCAGCCUCCCAGUGGAAGAUUCAUGGCCAGGCCGUGAUGUGCAUCAGAG